CAGACGGGAUGUUUUGAAUUCUACCUCACCUGAGCUAAGACUGCGUAGGCCGUCUUGUUCAUUCUCCCGCUGCUGUUCAGUAGCACAGAGGGACAGAGGGAAGAUGAAUCUCUACAGGAGCUUUGGAAACCUCAUGGAGGCAUGGGUAACCGAAGGAGCGCAGGGUUCGGACUCAGCAUGGCUUGGAAAUAAUUAUGAAGACCCUUCUAUGCGUUCAUCUGACGUGGGAACGAACAUACGCACAGAAUCUGUGGACUCUGGAGUGGAGACAGCCAGCUCUGUCACAUCCUUACCUCCUACCCCUUCCUCUGUCUCAGCAGAUCAUACAGAAAUAGACUCUUUUACACCAGAAAGAGAAAGGGACUCAACAUCACAGUCUCCUAUCCUCUCUUUUCCUGUGCCUCCCUCUUCUUCCUCUUCCUCCCCGCACCUCCGACCCAGCAGAGCUCAGGAGAGCUCCACAGCCUUGCAAUUAAAAGUGGAGCAAGCAAUAAAGAAGACUGACUCUAAAUGUCUGCAGAACAACCCUAAAGACCUCCUCACAGCGGAUGUGGUGCUCAGGCGGCGACCUGGAGCAUCUUUUGUAUCCAAACGGCCUACAUCGGAGUUAUUAAGAGGUCAAAGGUCGGAGAGUUUUAGCCACUGGAGGACAGCAAACUCAUCAGUGCCCAUAAGGCAGCUUUCAGAAUCAUACAGACGGCCAAGGUCUGCGAGUUGUAUAAAGCCGCCAGUCCAGACCAGAACAGAGGACCUUGGUGCAGAGGAGAGGAAAGAGCUGAGUCCUGGGCUCCUGUACUUGGAGCAGGUGUGCCAAAUGUUAGAAGAGAUUGCCAAACAGCAGAUGCACAGCCGAGCGUUACAGAUGGAGACGGAUGCUCCGCGGGAGCAUCAAGACCUGGAGGAGAGCCAGGCUCUCAACGCUUGUCAGAGUGACUCUAAACCUUCCGAGGAGGAUAUCAUUUCCUGUGAAACGCUUGAAAUUCAAGAAAGUUCAGUGCAAAUCUCCAGUGAACCUCAGCAGCGUAGAGAUCAUCCUUACAGACUUUUUCGGCAGAGAUCGGCUUCAGACACAAAUAUUUCAUCAGUGCAUUUAAGAAAGCAGAAUGCAGACUGCAGAGGGCAGCAUCGGAGUAAAGAUGACCUGCUGGAAAAGGAAGAGGAUGACCAGGAAAUUCAGGAGUCUGAAAAACAAGAGACGCCUAAAACCAACAAGAACUGGAAGAUGACAUUUGGCUCUUUCACGAGAGAGUCUUCCCUGAGAGAUUCAAAGGGCCAACAGAUGCAGUCAUCUGAGAGAAACUCCGCCCGACGACGGCUGAGCCAGCUGUUCAGGAGGAAGACUACGAAGGCUGUAACCGUGUAAACGGACCAGAGCGUCUGUGUGGAUGUUUGGAUUUCAAUUCUGAAGAGGAAGCUGUUACUUCAGAGGUCUGAGAAGUGGCACUGCUUUCGAACUGACUUCAUAUUCAGCUAUUUGGAUCAAGCAAUUGCCAUAGUUUAUUUAUUGUCGACUGUAUUAUAUUUUUUAUACUGAUCAAUAAUGUUUCUUCUACUGUUGUUUCUCCGUUAUUUGAUAGCACUACAACAUUUCGUCCAAACAUCAAACUUGUUUCUGUAAUAAGCUAAAAGAUUGGUGAACAACCAGUAGUAAUGCACUGUAUAGUAAUAAACUUGAAAAUAACUUUGAAAUUCUCCUU
Trematomus bernacchii (emerald rockcod) is the source of this 1697-nucleotide messenger RNA. RefSeq lists its product as uncharacterized. The coding region runs from base 104 to 1363 and encodes 419 amino acids. The transcript is spliced from 6 exons. The record is from RefSeq and is a predicted model, not a curated record. NCBI's taxonomy places the organism in Eukaryota, Metazoa, Chordata, Actinopteri, Perciformes, Nototheniidae.